AUGGGCGCCAAAGCCGCCCAAGCCAACCCGGACUGGGAGGCGAAAAAGGCGCUCGAGGAGCUCCAGUGGAAGUGGGGACGGCACGAGGUGCAGGGCCUCGACCCCAGCCGCGCAGAGGCCCUGGCGCUCUCGCCGACCCAGCACCAGGUCGGCUACACUAUUCGCUCGGCCGAGCAGCUGCCGCCGGCGCUGGCUCACGCCGGAGCCUCGGCGCGCCUCGUCCGGCGCACCGCCGAGCUGAUGCUGCGACACUCGAUUGUGUGCAAGUCGACGCAGGAGUACUUUGACGAGGUGCUGCGCACCGCACGGAUGCAGUAUGAAGGCUACCGCGCCGCGGCCGAGGUGCUGGGCAAGAUCCUCGCGCGGCCGCCGCUACUGGACGUAUGGGAGAAGUCGUGCCCGGGGCUGCUCCGUGCAAAGACGCGUGAGCUGGCCCUGCAGACCGAGGGCACCGCAUCGUACGAUGGCGCCUUUGUGGAGAAGCUGCGGAUCGAGCAAAUCUACUCGGCGGUGGUCGACCUCAAGAGCCUCGAGACGGAGCGGCCGAUCCGCGAGGGCGACAUCCGCGCCCGCUUCGACGCCGUCUCGCGGCUCGCCGCCGUGGAGCAGGCCAAGGUGAUGGCGCAGGAGAAGCUGCUCGCGGAGGAGCUCGCCGCCAUCGGCGACGGCUCCGAGACGGUCGCCGAGUACGCAGGCAAGCUCGCGGAGAGCCUAUCCACCAGCCAACUGCGGCUGUCGGACUGCAAGCUGCUGCAGCUGCCCCCGCUGGUCUGCUCCUUUAUCCACAUCGAGGUGCUCGACCUCUCUGCCAAUGCGCUCGAGGCGCUGCCGCCGGAGAUUUGCCAGCUGACCGCGCUCAAGAAGCUGUACGCAGUUGACAACAAGUCUCAGGGCCCUAGAUGCAAGAUGGGCAUGCGCAACAGAUACCUCCUCGCGCCUAAUCACAUAGCGACCGAGUGUGGGGUCGUGCCGAGGCUCAGAUGCGGGGCAGUACUCACCCCUGCCUCUCCAUGCAGGUUGGCGACGGUGCCCGACGAGCUGUGGAAGCUCCACCGCACCCUCAUGUACUUGGCGCUUGGCGGGAACCCACUCGUCGCGGAGGUGCGCCAGCUCUAUCUCGAGGGCUUGCCGGUCCUCCUGGCGCACCUCAAGCUGCGCCACCGGCGGAGGAGGCGCGAGGCGACAUCGGAGCAGGGCUUCUUCCCGCGCCUCGCCUCGCACCACGGGGCAGAGGCGAUCCGUGCGACCCGCUCGGCCUCCGAGCCGAACAAAGGCGCACUGCCCUUCACAAGCUACCCGCCCACCCCGCUGCCCGCGAAGCGCGGCGUCUUUACGCGCGGCGUCACGCUCGACGACACAGACCUGCCAGACUACCGCCCUCCGCGCGACCGCGCCCCAGCGCCCGGCGUGGCUCCGGUGCUCCAGACGGGGUGCGGCACGGCGGCAGAGAUGGAUGCCGAGGCGGAGGCGGAGGCGGAGGCCGCACAGCGUCGGCUCGAGGAGGGACUGCGGACGCGGAGCUGGUCGUACGGGCUGGCCGGGCUGCUCGAGACGUACGGCAGCACGCGCUCACGAGGCAUCAGCGGGCCGUGA
Molecule: messenger RNA, 1593 nt
Organism: Emiliania huxleyi CCMP1516
Lineage: Eukaryota; Haptophyta; Isochrysidales; Noelaerhabdaceae
Exons: 3
Coding region: 1-1593 (530 amino acids)
Source: RefSeq, a predicted model, not a curated record